Messenger RNA from Daktulosphaira vitifoliae (grape phylloxera), 1352 nucleotides. RefSeq names its product transcription factor Jun (gene Jra). The record is from RefSeq and is a predicted model, not a curated record. Gene Ontology annotation, cellular component: transcription regulator complex. Lineage: Eukaryota; Metazoa; Arthropoda; Insecta; Hemiptera; Phylloxeridae. The transcript is spliced from 2 exons. Gene Ontology annotation, molecular function: RNA polymerase II cis-regulatory region sequence-specific DNA binding; DNA-binding transcription factor activity, RNA polymerase II-specific; transcription factor binding. Gene Ontology annotation, biological process: regulation of cell cycle; regulation of cell population proliferation; regulation of transcription by RNA polymerase II. Bases 228 to 1043 code for a protein of 271 amino acids.
GAACUACUCAUUCACGUAUCGUGUACCGUUCCUGGAAGGUCUGUGUUCACCGUGUGCUUACGCGGUCUUCACGUUUUAUUUUCGCCGUCACCUUAUCAACAUCAGAUAAGUGUUUGAUAAAAAAAAUUGUAAUUUUAUCUUUAAUUUUACGUUACGUAUUGCGUUUUUUUUAUACAGUGAAGUGUUUUUUUAAAUUUUACUCGUCGACAUAGUGUCAUCUCUACAAAAUGGUUAAUAAUUCGUCCAAUAGUAUGAUGCUGGACGAAGCAUUCUAUGACGAUCAAGCAAUGACAACCAAAAUAAAUGGAUCAAGUGAGGUGAACCUUUUAAAAAGGCCAAUGACUCUUGAUUUAAAUGCUUGUAAUUCUGAAAAUUCAGCCAAAAAACCAAAAUUUCUUGGCCCCUUGUUAACGUCUCCUGAUUUACAUAUGCUUAAGCUCAGUUCUCCUGAAUUAGAAAGGUUUUACUUGGCUCAACAGUCAGCUUUAGGACAUAUUAAUACUCCUACGCCAUCAUUGUUUCCAAAAUCUGUAACAGAAGAACAAGAAAUGUAUGUGCAACCUUUUGUAGAAGCACUCAAUAGCUUACAUAACAAUGAUUCCAAUAGUGCUAUUCAAGUAGAAAUACCAAUGACUAGUAGUGGCAGUAACUCAUCUGAAUAUCAAUCAGAACCACAAUACUCUGUGCUGAUGCCAUCUAAUGAUUUUUCAAAUAUAAUACCUCAACAUGUUAUUAAAGAAGAACCACAGACUGUACCUAGUGUUGCUUCUUCAUCGCCACCAAUGUCACCAAUCAACAUGGAAUCACAAGAAAAAAUUAAACUUGAAAGGAAACGACAAAGAAACAGAGUUGCUGCUUCCAAAUGUAGAAGAAGAAAACUGGAAAGAAUAGCCAAACUUGAAGACAAAGUUAAGGUGUUGAAAAACGAAAACAGUGAACUUACCACAGUGUUAAAUAGACUUCUAGAACAGAUUUGUCAAUUAAAACAGACUGUUGUUGAGCAUAUGCACAAUGGAUGCGAGUUUGCAAAUAAUUGCCUGUGACCUUUGAAAAAGAUCACCAUUGGCAUUACCAAUAAAACAUCCACAAUUUGGAUGUCACUUCCUGCCUGUCUGUGAGUUUUCCAUAUUUUCUAAGAUUUUUUAUUUACUGAUAAUUUGCUUCAAAAUACGCUCAAUGUUUCUAUAGCCUUUUAAAAUAUGAAUUUUAUUUCAUAUAACUUUUAAAUUGUAUUAUAUUGAUAAGCCUAUGGCUUUCUUGUUAAUUUAUGAAUUUAAAAACAAAUCAAAUUUAUAUUUAUUUUGUAUUUGUAAUUUAAUGCGUAAAAGUUAUUGUUAAUAAAAAUUUAUUAA